Saccostrea cuccullata (small rock oyster) is the source of this 780-nucleotide messenger RNA. RefSeq names its product fibroleukin-like. The coding region runs from base 1 to 780 and encodes 259 amino acids. The record is from RefSeq and is a predicted model, not a curated record. Lineage: Eukaryota; Metazoa; Mollusca; Bivalvia; Ostreida; Ostreidae. The transcript has 4 exons.
AUGUCUCAAGCUACCAUUUUUUCCCGAAUAUACACUGCUGACCUGGACUUAAAUAAUAAAAAGUCAAAUGACGAACUCUUGGGAGAGGAAGAAGUGCACUCAAAGAUUACGUGUGCUGUCAUGUGUCAAAAGGAGUGUAGCGUGUUUGGAUACAAUCCUGUGAUGAAGAAGUGCCGGACCCAUAAGACAAUCUUUACAUCUAACGUGAUUGAAGAGGCUGGCUGGAGAUAUUUCUACAAUGAUUUCCUUCCUAUUGACUGUAAGGAUUUUCGUGAUAAUGGUCACACUAAUACAGGUGUGUAUGAAAUCUACCCCUUUGGGACCACCUUGCCUCCUAUCCGAGUUUAUUGUGACAUGGAUACAUUGGAUGGAGGAUGGACAGGAAAGAACUCCUCCCUCUACGUUUCCAUUACGUUAUCGAAUGGCACAGCGCUGUACCAGUUAUACAAUCAAUUCUCCAUUUCGGAUGAGGCAGACAAGUAUCAACUAUUUCUGGCAGGACCAACCACGGGAACUUUAGGUGACAGUAUGCUAAAUACUGGUUAUUCUUGGGCGAACCUGCUUGGGAUGUACUUCAGUACCCCAGAUAGAGAUAAUGAUAAAUGGACUGGGGGUAACUGUGCUACUAUCAGUAACGUAAGAGGAGGCUGGUGGUUCAAUGUAUGUCACCUGGCCUUCCUGAACGGUCAGUGGUCCCCGGGAGACUGGGGCGAUCCUUGGGAUCCAAUAAAUAUUGGUACAUCAGUUGUAGAGACGAUGAUGCUGAUCCGACGUUAUUAG